CGAGCACCGGGGUGGGCAAGGCAUCACACAGCUCACGGCGUAGCUUCGGGCGCUCGCGCUGCGGUUGCAAAUUCUUUGGUAACCGAGUGGAUGGAGGGAAGGAAGAAUGCAAGGCUGCCUUCACACACACGUGUAAAUGGGCGCAAGUCGACCUCGGGGGGCGGGCUGACUUCCAUCAUUACCGUGUCAUUCACACGACUGGUCAGACAGACUCCACCUUCCUCUCCAGCAUCACGGCCUUACUUACCAGGUCUCCCCCUCCUCCUGGCGCCACACUUACAUAAGCACGUGUACAUACGUAACUCCCUCCUGGUCCCGCCCACAGCCUGGAGUGACAGUAGGAGAAGUCAGUUCUGGUGUUAAAACAGACCAGCAACAGGCUGCCAGCUUUUAAUGCAAUUUUGAACAAAAAGCCUCCCGCGACUUAGAGGCAGGCUGGCAUUCAUUAUUUUGACAUCUCCACCGAUCUCUCUAUCUUGAUCGUGGCGAGGUGUAAAGGAGUACAUCAAGAUUGUCAGCAAGAAUAUUAACUUUUGCACAGAAGUUUAAACAACCAUCGAAGUAGCGCUCAGCAGCUGUAGACGGACCCAGCGGUUGUGUGAACGUCACGUGACAGCCCACCCCACCACCACCACCACCACCACCAAUCCCCCGCCGGCGGUGACACGCAAGCGGGCCCGGUGCGAACCAGGUGAGCGUAAAUAAAGUGGCACAGGUGGGCGACUCCAUGUCACAAGCCACGGUUGACGAGACCGGGAACGCACCCGCGACAGAGGCUCCGUGCGUCACAGCUGCAUCGCGCGCCGACGAGGAAAGAGCGCUAGUCGAUAACGCCACCACUACUCGCCCCACGACCGUACGUUGUCUGCAGACAGUCCGCAUGGCGACCAGCUUAGAGGACAUCACCAGCCUUCGACUAUGGAAAGGUAUCAUCGCCGAGUUCGUCGGCACCUUGUUGCUGGUGCUGGUGGGCUGCGGUUCCUGCAUCAACCUGGGAUCCGAACCGCCCAGCACCGUGCAAAUCUCCUUGUGCUUUGGUCUCAGCGUCGCCACCAUCGUCUGGAACAUCGGCCACAUCUCCGGCGGCCACAUCAACCCCGCCGUCACCCUGGCCCUGCUGGCGGCUCGUAAAAUUUCUCUCGCCAAAGCCGUUUUCUUCGUCAUCUUCCAGCUGGUGGGUGCCGUGGUCGGGGCUGGAAUCCUCAUGGGUCUCACCCCGUCGGCCUAUCAUGGCGACUUCGGCAACACCCUAGUCAGCAAAAAGAUCGACCCCGGCAAAGCCCUCGGUGUUGAAAUUUUCAUCACUUUUGUCCUCGUCUUCACCGUCUUCGCGUCUGUCGACAGCAAGCGAAAGGACAUCAACGGUUCCACUCCACUGAGCAUCGGCCUGUCGGUGACCAUGUGCCACCUGUUUGCGAUCCAGUACACUGGUUCCAGCAUGAACACAGCACGAAGCUUCGGUCCUGCCCUGGUCACCGGUACUUGGGACAACCACUGGGUAUACUGGGUGGGACCUAUCUCUGGAGGCGUGCUGGCUGGCCUGCUGUAUGAAUACCUGUUUGCAGUCAACGCAUCCCUCAACAAAGUGCGUGCAUGCAUGCUGACCAGCGACUACGAUGACGAGAAGUUCCAGGCGAGGAAGAUCAAAGUGCGCAUCAUUGAAGAGGACCCCGAGGCUCCCCUAGAGACAGUCCCCCUCAAAGAACACUCGGAGAAGUAUUCACCAGACACCAGCAAAGGCAUAGAGCAGUACUGAUGCUAGUCUCAGGACCAUCUACAAGAAAACAGGAAGAUCAAGAGCCGGAGGACCGUCUGGAAUAAUGGAGCAGCCACCGUGUGGGGUUCCUGGCGCACCUGUGUCUAAGGUUCUUUGCUACCUGAAGACACGAGCGUUGCGCAGUGAGAACUUUCUCUUGUAGGGAAUUCUGUGUAGAAUGAUAAUCAGAUCUUUUAAAAGGCAAGCUAAAUACAUUACAGCAGCAACUAGGUCUAGAUCCAGAAGUCCCUGAAACUUUUUUUUUUUUUUUUAAUAAAUGACUGGGACUUUCUCUGGUUGAGGAAAAGAAAAGUCACAUGGUGCUGAAGCAGACAAGAGUAGAAGAUGAAGAUGAGUACUAGCAAGCAAAGUGGAGCAUAUUCUGACACAUUCUAACAUCUAUUUAUUGACAUCAUAGGCACGUUCACAUGCCCUCAUCACUGGUACAUUAUUAUUUUUAUUUCCUCUUUUUCGGUCAUGUCGCCUUCAGUCAACAGCAAUUUCUCGCGGAAGAUGUUCAUCCUUGAAGUUGCAAUGUUGCAUUUGUUUCGUCAAAUCCGUUGUGUUUACUUUUAAGAGAAGCAUGCAGUCUUUCGUUCUAGUCACCAACCAUGCAUUUUAUUUUUGACAGUCAGGGGCGUGUUUUUCAUGAUCACUGAGCUAGGUAGUCUGCUAUUGGUGUAGUUGUCAUUCUUCUAGUGCCUGACUUCCGCGCUCCCUCCUUAAUUAACUCGUUCGCCAGACUUGCUCAUUACAGUAGGACUGUAGACGCACCUGGAGGCUCCCGUGUAAGUUUGUGUGAAAGGCUUCAAUCGUUCACUAGUCAUCAGAGAAUGUCUGUAGACUCGUUGCACCUACAUGUACUGGCUAUGCAAUAUGUACUGAAAGACGUGUAAGCCUUACACGGUCCCUCCCCAUACCCAUGAGUGUUCGUGGUCGCAAGAAUUAAUGCGCCAUCAGUCAAAAGACAAUCAUGAUUAGGUGGCGCCGGUGGUUGCGAUUCCUUGUCUUCUCUUUGCCCAACAUCCUCCCUCAGCUGUGAUCAGGUCGGUGUGAAUGAUGCGUGACAGGUGUGGUGGUGUUUGUGUGGAGACUGUGUCCCUUAGCUGUACUAACACCUGUAUACACACUGACACAAUACUAACAAACACCAGCUUCACGGAUUUUUAAGGCAGAACUGUCUCUCUAACACUUUGUUAGUCAAUUACCUCCAGGUGCGUCUACUCCUCUGUCAUGUGUAAGAAAGGGAAACAGUGAAACACAGUGAGUGCGCUGAACGCAGUGUUCAGGUGAAGGACCGCCAUGCCGGUGACAAACAGUAGGACAAGUAGGUUGAGGUACCUUUACAAAGACUUCAUUCGAUGAGAAAUUAAAAAUAAAAAGGUUUCAAGUGUAAGGAAAAGAUUUUAUUUUAAUGUAAUAACAAAGACUCCGUUAUAUGCAGUAACUAUUUUGCUUUUCACUUUCACUUUUUUGUUGUUGUAGUACUUGUAAGACUAAUGAGAAUAUUUUUUAGAUAAGGCGCCAAUCAAGAGAAUAAUACAAAACUUUUGUUUUUUGUCGAGAGAAUUGUAUUGACUCUGUUCAGGGCACGCGCCCAUCUAGAAAAAAAAAUGUAUUGAUAACAGGAUGUAUUUCGAAACAAUAGUAACUGUCUCCGGCUACGUCACUGUAACUACAGGUAACUGCAGGUAGCUAUCAAUGGAGUCAGCGGCAGUAGCUAUGCCUGCUAACAUUUUGUGCACGGAAAACAAAAACUUCAAUCCCGAGUUUUCCUGACCACGACAGAAAGACUAUGGGCAGAGAAAGGUAAAGUGAAGAUAAAAAAGACCCGCUGAUUACAGGUAGAACAGGUGGCGUUAGUGAGAGAGGGUUGGCACUUACCUCAAGGUCUGGCACAUCAGGGUAAGGGAAGAAUUCAGGUAUACGCGGUAGGGGAAAAUAGUUGUUUUGCCAUGCUCCGAUGUCAUGACAUGCCAAUCACACAAUGUCAUGACAUGCGAGUCGCGAUGUCAUGUCAUAGGAUUAUUUUGUGUUGACUGUGUUUUAUAUUCACUUCUAGCUGUACACUGUGUGUCGCCCUUUUGGGUUCCGUCAGUUCGUUGGCUUGCUGUGUCAUUGUCAUCAUUUUUAUCGGUUACUUUGCGUGUCUGUCCCUUCAUUUAGCAUGGACGACCAUACUUGUCACCUGACUACCAGCUUAUUGACUAUUUGUAUACAGAGACUCGUGCGGCAACCAUUUCAAGCAUCUGUGUUUGAUGACAUUGAUUGCGGUGACUUUUAUGAAACACUAGUUCUCUACUUUUAUUGUUUUUGUUUUGUACUGACAUGCCCGCCUUCCGGUGGCCCUUUUCUGUGACAUGUUGGUAACAUCAGGCACCUGGCCCGAUGCCCAGGUAUGUCUCCCUGAUUCAAUGUUUAUGUGCAAUGGAACUCAAAGCCUAGAAAUUCGGUAGCUCACGGUAUUUUUUUUUUCUUUUUUCUCAAGAAAAUAGUUUUGUACACUUGCCCUCCCGAGAUGCUAGAAGUCACAGCGAUCUGUGAUCAUAACCAAACCUUUCUCUUCAGAACCUAAUCUUGCCCGAGUCCAGAAUGUGCACACUACCAUUAUACAGCUUUGUAUAAGUAUACAUGUGUAUAAAUAUUAAAUAUUUGCAUUAUUUGUUUUUUUCAGUCAAGUACCUGCACGUUUUUGAUUUUUAUAGUGCUUUAUACACCUUAUGUAUGCAUGUACUUGUACUUCUGUCUUUGUGAGAGGUCUGGUGUACGCAGGUAUGAGACUGUAUUUCAGGUGUACCACAGAAAGCAUAAUCAGAAAAAUAUAUGGCAAGAUGUACACCUGAAGUGAGAUACUGGUCAUUCACUUCAUAAUUUAAGCGGCUAGGUCGAUUUUCACCUUGUAAACGAGUGUAAAGGGUACAACAGCAAUUAUUUAUGUUGAAACAUGUUUUUUUAAAAAUAAUUUUGUAAACACAGGGAGCUCUUCAGCCUGAUGAACAUACUUUUGAAUACAAUUUGUACAUAUUUUAUUUUUUAUUACUCAGCUUGUAAUUACAUAGAGUACAAUUUUAACAGUAUUCCGAGUUUCGACUUCUGUGGUUAACGAUUCAUACUGAACUCUGUCGGUUUUAGUGAAUUUUGCCAUAUUUUAUUAUGUUUAUCAUUUGUGUAAUAGACUAUAUAGUGAAGUAAAAUUUGGAUAUUCUUUA
Messenger RNA from Pomacea canaliculata, 4965 nucleotides. Its product is annotated as aquaporin-5-like. Gene Ontology annotation, cellular component: plasma membrane. The transcript has 3 exons. Bases 728 to 1756 code for a protein of 342 amino acids. Gene Ontology annotation, molecular function: water channel activity. Gene Ontology annotation, biological process: transmembrane transport. The record is from RefSeq and is a predicted model, not a curated record. Lineage: Eukaryota; Metazoa; Mollusca; Gastropoda; Architaenioglossa; Ampullariidae.